AUGAUUCAACAGUCAAUGCAAUUGGGUGGGUUGGCACAUGAGGAUCCUAACUUACAUAUUGCAAAUUUCCUUGAGAUUUGUGAUACUUUUAAGCACAAUGGAGUUUCCAAUGAAGCUAUAAGACUAAGAUUGUUCCCAUUUUCAUUAAGAGACAAGUGGAUACAGAGUCACUAUACGAAUCAUGGGAAAGGUUCAAGGACAUGCUCUGAAGAUGUCCCCACCAUGAAUUAUCGUGAAGUUUGGAAUAUGAUCAAUGCUGCUAUGGGUGGUACUUUAGGUAAGAAGACACCAGAACAAGCUUAUGAAUUGUUGGAGGAAAUGGCUUCAAAUUCUUAUCAAUGGUUGAUAGAGAGGUUGCCUGUGAGAAGAACAUCAGGUGUUCAUAACAUAGAUGUUAUCACAGCUUUGGCAGCACAAUUGCAGGCAUUGAAUAAGAAGAUUGAUGGACUUUAA
This is a messenger RNA of Pistacia vera, 453 nucleotides long. RefSeq lists its product as uncharacterized. The transcript is spliced from 3 exons. Lineage: Eukaryota; Viridiplantae; Streptophyta; Magnoliopsida; Sapindales; Anacardiaceae. The coding region runs from base 1 to 453 and encodes 150 amino acids. The record is from RefSeq and is a predicted model, not a curated record.